Molecule: messenger RNA, 3192 nt
Organism: Coregonus clupeaformis (lake whitefish)
Lineage: Eukaryota; Metazoa; Chordata; Actinopteri; Salmoniformes; Salmonidae
Product: ras guanyl-releasing protein 3
Exons: 17
Coding region: 547-2649 (700 amino acids)
Biological process (GO): Ras protein signal transduction; positive regulation of GTPase activity
Cellular component (GO): plasma membrane
Molecular function (GO): calcium ion binding; guanyl-nucleotide exchange factor activity
Source: RefSeq, a predicted model, not a curated record
UCUGUACCUUUGAGUGCCAUGCAUACAGGGACCUUUGAAAUGUUUGGAUCCUUUUUUGUGUGUGAGAGAGAGAGCAGAAAUAGUGUGAGAGAUUUGGUAUGAGGAGAGUGAGCGCUCAGAGUGAGCGCUCAGAGUGUAGAGCACAGAGAAAAGGAGUGUGUUCAAUAGAGUGUUCAUUAGAGAAAGAGAGCGAGAGAGCAGGCACACAGACACAGCGGGCUGUGAUCACAUGCUUCUCUUCUUCACAGCAUGCUGUUUUUGUUUAGCCUCUCCAGAGCAGCUGAGAGUGAGAGUCGCUCACACUGUCAGAGAGCACCGCACAGCAUACAGUGCUGUCUAAGCUUGAGUGGAAAGUUUCCACAGCAUGACCAGAGUCAGGACUCAACUACUCCUGUCCCACUGAGAGGAAGCCAUACUGAAGAAGAGACAGAGAGAGCUCCUGAGCAGGCUUUGACCCCUGACCUCCAGGUGUGGAGGUGUACCAUGUGUUCUCCCGCUCGGGGGCCGUGAACCCAUCUCUGCUGUGAGGAGUCGUCCUGUGGGACCAUGGGAUCAUCGACGCUGGGGAAGGCAGCCCCUCUCAACAUGCUACUGGAUGCCUGCAUCCAGGCUUUUGAUGACAAUGGGGAGUUGCAGUCCAACCAGCUCCCUCGCACCCUGCUGCUGAUGCACCGCUGGUAUGUCACAUCCACAGAGCUGGCCGGGAAGCUGCUCAUGAUGUACCGUGACUGCCAUGGAGAUGAGUGCCAAAGAACGAGACUGAAGAUCUGCUAUUUAAUGAGGUACUGGAUUACGGUGUUCCCUGCAGAGUUUAACCUGGACCUGGGCCUUAUCCGCCUCACUGAGGAGUUCAGAGACGUGGCGGCUCAGCUGGGUUGUGAGGAACACAACAAACUCAUUGACAUCUCCACCAUCCCAUCAUAUGACUGGAUGAGAAAGCUGACCCAGAGGAAGAAGCAGGCCAAGAAGGGCAAAGCCUCACUCCUCUUUGACCACCUAGAGCCCAUGGAGCUGGCUGAACACCUCACGUUCCUGGAGUACAAGUCCAUCAGGAGGAUAUCAUUCACAGACUACCAAAGCUAUGUGAUGCACGGAUGUGUGGUGGACAACCCAACGCUGGAGCGCUCCAUCGCCCUGUUCAACGGAGUGUCCCAGUGGGUUCAGCUCAUGGUGCUCAGUAAGCUGACACCCCAACACCGCGCUGAGGUCAUCACCAAAUACAUCAAUGUGGCCCAGAAACUCCUCCAACUGCAGAACUUUAAUACGCUGAUGGCCGUGGUGGGAGGUCUGAGUCACAGCUCAGUCUCUCGUCUGAAGGAGACCCACUCUCAUCUGGCGCCCGAGGUCAACAAGAUCUGGAAUGAGAUGACGGAGCUGGUCUCUUCCAAUGGGAACUACUGUGCUUACCGCAAGGCCUUCUCAGACUCCGAAGGCUUCAAGGUCCCCAUCCUGGGAGUCCACCUGAAGGACCUGAUUGCCGUGCACGUGGUCUUCCCCGACUGGGUGAACGACAACAAGGUGAACAUCGUAAAGAUGCAGCAGCUCUACCUCACCUUCAACGAACUGGUGUCCCUUCAGAGUGCUGCAGCCCACGUGGAACCCAACAUGGACCUCAUCUACCUGCUCACCCUCUCUCUAGACCUUUACUACACUGAAGAUGAGAUAUAUGAGCUAUCCUUGCUAAGGGAACCACGGAACCCAAAGUCUUUGCCUACUUCUCCGACAACCCCUAACAAGCCAAUGGCCCUUCUGGACUGGGCAUCAGGUGUGACAACCAAACCUGACCCCAGUGUGGUGAACAAGCACAUCAGGAAGGUGGUGGAUUCUGUAUUCAGGAACUACAACCAUGACCAUGAUGGCUACAUCUCUCAGGAGGACUUUGAGAGUAUUGCUGCCAACUUUCCUUUCUUGGACUCCUUCUGUGUGUUGGACAAGGACAAGGAUGGCCUGAUUAGUAAGGAUGAGAUGAUGGCUUACUUCCUGAGGGCCAACCCCUUGCUCCAGUGUAAAAUGGGCCCUGGUUUUAUCCACAACUUUACGGAGAUGACGUAUCUGAAGCCUACCUUCUGCGAGCACUGUGCUGGAUUUCUCUGGGGAAUAAUCAAACAGGGAUACAAGUGCAAAGAUUGUGGCGUGAACUGCCAUAAGCAGUGCAGGGAGCUGUUGGUGCUGGCCUGUAGGAAGCUGCCGCACUCCACCUCUUUGGAACGUGUCUCCCAUGGAGGUCUCACCCACAGCUCUCUACCCAGCAGCCCCGCCAUGCCCACCUGCAAAGAUGAGGACGAGAUGUUUGAGUUCCCCUCAGUGACACCUGGAGGUUCUGACCUGGAGCAUAAGUCCAUCACCCUGAUGACGGGCUCGGCCCAGCGGAUCUCUGUGAGUUUACAGCGGGCCACCACCAGCCAGGCCACGCAGACAGAGCACCUGUGGCCAGAGCACACCUGGGGGGCUGGGGACGGGGGCUCCCACACCUUCCCAAAAAUGAAGUACCGACCACACCGGAAGGCCUCCAAGAGCAAAGGCUUUGCCCGCUGGGAGAAUGAGGCCCAGGAGCAGCCCAGGAGUCGGCGGGAAUCCCAGGAGCAGACGGACAGACCUGCAGAGGUGGUGCAGAACGGGAUAACACCACACAGAGAGAAGGACAGCUGACUUGGAGACACCAAGGGCCGAACCCAGGGCUCCAGGAGGCCCUCGGAAGCCCGCCUCAGGAAGCUCUUCUUACUGGGCGAAGUACUUGGCUGCUUGAGGCCCCCGUUUGGUGACCUGGAGUAGGAUGGACUUCCUCUGACCUAUACAGACAGGUCUUCAGUGAACCACAUAUGAAUACUGAUGCUUAAUCCCGAACCAGAGAUGUGAAUGGUGGAACUGAAAAAGCCCUUGUCCUCAAUGCACCCCAGCUCUACACACCUUGCCUUCACACCCCAUCAGUUUCAUUGGAAAAUGAUCCUGGACUACUUACAGUACAUGUGAUUUUAGGUUUGUUGGGGCUCAAAGGGGGCUCACCAGUGUUUGACUGACUGAACGUAAAUGAGCAGGUAUCCACCUGUGCCUGUAUGAAUGUCGGAGCAUGUAAAUGCUUCCUAUUUAAUUUGUGUGUGGUCUGUGGUGCACAUAUGUGUGGUCCGAGUGGGGAGGGGAAAACUAGCUGUUAUUGGCAGUGAGGUUUGGAACUCUCUUUCCUAGCCCCGUGUA